GUCACCUCGGUUACAAAAUGGCCGCGUACUGAUAUUCAAACAAAAUACAAACCAAAUAACCAACUUACUCCUCUCUACCGACUUUGUUUUCUUUGAACUUCGUAUAUUAAAAAGUAAAGAUGUCAGGGACAAGCUUGGUGCCCUAUCAACCCAAGAAGAAAACAGAUACAAGAUCUGCAAUUGAUGCAUUCAAUGAAAUAAUUCCACCAAUGGACUAUUCAUUCUGUAGAAUCGAAAACAUUAAAGAUGCGGAGGACGAGGAGCCCCGCCCUUCACCCUCACCCCGAGGCAAGCAUGGGAAGACACCAAGGCCAGAAGAGGGCAGCAAAACCAAGAGCAAGUGUCUGAAAAUGAACAACAACAGCAUAACCAACUUGGAAUCCCUUCUGGAGUUUGCGAAAGUGAAGUUUACAAGAUGGGAAGAUAUUGCGUGGAUAGAUUUGUCGCAUAAUGAACUGACAACAAUUGGACCAGAGUUCACAGAAUUUCAAGGACUACAAAUUUUAUAUCUCCAUGGUAACCAGAUAGCUGACCCAGGGCUUAUAGACCAACUUGUUCCAAUCAGGACCCUUCGAAAACUCACUCUGCAUGGGAAUCCUAUGGAAAAUGUUAAAGGUUACCGGUGGCUGGUCCUCUCCAAGCUACCACAGCUCCAGAGCCUGGACUUCAGCUGCAUAACGAAGGCCGACCGCAUGACGACGGGAACCUGGGACAAGAUGAACUGCUGGGGAAUGAAGAAGAAGAAGAAAGUCGAAGAGGAUGAAGACUGAGAGGCAAUUUUCCCCACCCUGUUCCUGUCAUUUUUGUUCAUUAUUUGUAUCAUGUAUCAUUCUUGUGGCUUACAAACCUGUUGUUGUAUAAGAUGUUACAUUCUGUGUUGUGAUUCUUGCUAAGUGUUGUCUGUAAAAAAACUAAUUUAUGGAUAUGUUAAUAUUAAGGUUUAUAUAUUUGUUUAAUGUUCAAAUUAAUUUAUUCAAUAGUUUCAAUUUUCUAUGCAUAGAACUUUUUUUUGUAUGUUUAUUUUUUUUUUUACAAUAAACAUAAAAUUUGUGAACGUUUUUAAGACUGUUUGUAGCAAGUGUAGAACGAAGAUUUCCAUCUUGUGUAUUACCUAUAUUAUUAUAUAAUCAUUUCAUUUUUGUAAAACAAUGCAUUUAUGGUGUUUAUAUGCUUUGAAUUAAUAGUAUCAUUGAAUAGUAUCAAGCUGUUUUUAUAUUGCCAUAUUAUUUUGUGAUAGGUAUUGUCGUGUUAAAAUUAGGCAUAAUUUUUUUUCCCCAAUUCACACUGAAAACUGUCAUGGUUAAGUCAGGGCACAUUAUCACCUCUUUGCCAUCCAAGAAACUACGGAAAAUAUAUAAAAAAAUGAAAACAUCAUUUACCGUCACAAAAAUAGUCUGUUAGUCUGUUUGCAAUAAAAACAUAUGGGUUAGUUCAUAAAAUUAGUGUAGGUCAGAAGACCGGGAAACAAAUAAUUAUUUGUUAUACCUGACUUUAAUUGUUGUAGGCAUUGGUGAAAUUACUUUUUGAAUACAUUUUUAUCAAUCAAUCAUGUUUUACUCUUCAAUAUUACAUUUUUGGUUUUACAAACUUUUCUAGUAAAAUUUGUUUUGAUAAAAUUGGAAAAUAUAAUAUUUGGAAAAAAACAACAUUUGACUGCAGAUGUAGAAAACCUUCCAUAUUGUUAUAUAAUUAGUGUGUUUAUAUUUUUUUUAUUAAGAAUAGUUCAAGCUUUAAAUAUUUUAUUUAUAAACAGUUGUGCUGUUGUUAUAAAGUGUUGCUGUAUAAAUUGCCUGUCUGUGAUAUAGUGGUACUAAAGCCAGUAUUGGUUGAAAUAUGCACAUAUUGAAUGAUGAUAAUUCAUGUUUUAUCUAUUUUAUGGCCACAACUAAACAUUAAAUUAGUCAAGACAUGCAACAAAUCAUUUAUUAUAAUUUUCAGUUCAGAACAUCAAUUGACUAAUAUAAGAUUUACUUGCUUGUGAUAACUAGAUGAACAUGCCAUUAAUAUAAUUUUAACCUUUAAAUCUUAGUUGUCAUUUUUAUUUCAUAGACUUUGAAUUCAAUUUUUUUAACAUCAUGAAAACAGUAUAAGAAUACUAAUUUUAUUGAAUGGUAUUUUAAGCUCUUGAAAGUGCUGUAUAUCCUGGGGAUAAACCCUUGAAAGUUCAAAUUUGUGUGUCAUGAACAAUGUUAUACUGUACUGAAACAUUCCUGUAUGCUGUCAUUAAUUGUGGUUACUUCCCCUUUAUUACAUAUGUAGUAUUAUGUACAUAACAAUAUUGUUAAAUAAUAUAUAAUAAUCAUGUUCAAGACUUUGUUACUUGAUAUCGACAAUAAAAGUGAACUCAUGAAA
Mya arenaria is the source of this 2352-nucleotide messenger RNA. Its product is annotated as leucine-rich repeat-containing protein 51-like. Bases 120 to 770 code for a protein of 216 amino acids. The record is from RefSeq and is a predicted model, not a curated record. The transcript has 5 exons. NCBI's taxonomy places the organism in Eukaryota, Metazoa, Mollusca, Bivalvia, Myida, Myidae.